Drosophila virilis is the source of this 548-nucleotide messenger RNA. The record is from RefSeq and is a predicted model, not a curated record. NCBI's taxonomy places the organism in Eukaryota, Metazoa, Arthropoda, Insecta, Diptera, Drosophilidae.
AAAGUACAGAAACUUAACGAUAAAUGGAGAAAUCUGAAAUACGACUGCAACGCAUGUCAAAUGUAUAUCAAUCGCAAUCGAGCUAUAUGUAUUUGCGUAACAAAAUGCUGUUAAAAAUUGAAAAUACCCUACUACGUAGCCAUCGUCAGCGUGAGACAACCGGGAUCAAGAAACUAUAUAAUUCGUUUUUUGUGCUCUUCUAAUUGCAUCGAAGCUCUGAAGAACGCCCGAAGAACGCACAACGAAUUUUUUAUCAAUUCAAAGCAUAAAUAGUUACAAAACAAAUUUGUUAAAAACAAAAAACAAAAAAAAACACUAUAGAUAUUAUUUGGUUGUUAGUUGUAUACAAAAUCCAAGUGCUGUGCUAAGAGAAAAAAAAAAAACUAGUGUCAUUUCUUCUUUGUUGUCAUAAACAUUUCAAACAAAAAUGUUGACCUAAAUAAAAUACUUUAAAAAAAAAACCAUUUAAAAAACCUCAACAAUUCCCUUCUACUUCGAAUAAUUAUUGUUUGUUGCUUACAACAAAAACAACCCAAAAAAAAAAAAAA